Molecule: messenger RNA, 965 nt
Organism: Drosophila arizonae
Lineage: Eukaryota; Metazoa; Arthropoda; Insecta; Diptera; Drosophilidae
Gene: RYa
Product: RYamide
Source: RefSeq, a predicted model, not a curated record
GCGCUCAUUCACAUCGGUUGAGUUGUGUUGAAACGUUCGUAUCACUUGCCAAGCAAAGCUCGGCGAUUCAGAGCUACCUGUGGCAGCGGCAGCAGGAAGCGUAAGCGCAGUGCGGUGCAGUUUGAAUUUACAAUUUUUAGCAAAAAGCGCAAAUCUGCUUGCCAGCAUGUCCUCCCCGUCGAUGGCAUUCCAGAGCAAGUCACGAAAAUCUUUUAUAGGCAUUUUAUUGCUCACCUUUGUGGCCUUCCUGGCGCAAGGUGUUUGGGCAGCUGACCCGGAUGCGGCGUAUGUCGACACUGAGCUGCACAAGGACAACGAGUUCCCCAGUUUGGCCAAGCGUCCGUCGUUCUUUGUGGGCAGUCGCUAUGGGCGCUCCAGUGGCAAUGGCGCCGUCAGCAAUGGCAUGGGCACCUCGAAGACGCGACGCCUAAUCAUCGUGCCGCGCAACGAUCGAUUCUUUCUGGGCUCGCGCUACGGCAAACGCAGCGAUGAAUACCUCUCGCCCUACGAACAGAACAGCCUGGGUCUGGGCCUGGCCAAGGCCGAACGGGAGCCCAACGAAGCCAGCAAUGAGAAGCCCAGCAGCAGAGCUCGAACCAUGUCCUGCGUCUACACGGGCAUCAGCAACUUCUAUCGCUGCAGCAAUGCCAAUUCUGAGGAGCUCAACCUGGGACUGAACAUGGGACUGGACAACAAUAGUAUAGGCUCGGAGGAUGCCAGCAACAAUGUGAAGUAAGACAUGGCAUGGCAUGACGCAUUCAUUGGCAGACGAUUCUCUGGCUAGUUAAAUAUCCUUGUUAUCCAUUAGCUUCUCAGCUACACCCACACACCCACACACCCACACACACAUACACACACACAAACACAUUCUUUAAUCUUGUUAAAUGGUAUUAAAAUUUUUAACGGGGCUGGAAAAGUUUUAAUACCCAACAAUAACUGUGUAAAUAAGUAAGCAUACAAUAAAA